Messenger RNA from Didymodactylos carnosus, 831 nucleotides. NCBI's taxonomy places the organism in Eukaryota, Metazoa, Rotifera, Eurotatoria, Philodinida, Philodinidae. The record is from the annotation of a GenBank genome assembly.
AUGAAUUUAAUUCACAAUUUAAAUCAACGAUUAACUAAUCAAUUUUUUGGUAUGAAUGCACGACAAGUUCUCAAACAAAUCGAAGCCAUUGACGAACAAAAAGUUAUCGUAUUGAUACAGUCAUUUAAUCUCGUCAUUAAAACUGUAAUCGACUAUACUGAAUCAUAUUACGCCAAAGAUAAAGCAUAUUAUGAGACGUUAUCGUGUUUUUAUCUACAGUCGAAUGGUUUUCUUACAUGGAAAGAUUUGUUUGUCGUAGUCGAUCUCAUAUCAAUUCCAGAUUUGAACAUCGACAAAUUGUACAAUGAAUACUGUGAUUUGAAAGUCUUCGACGAACAUAUUAUUCAAACAGACGGCAAACUGAAAGAACAAGUGAAUACAUUCACUGCAAAACAACAUGAACAUAUUACUUCAUCCGCAUCGCCAAUGAUGUCCGAGACUGAGAAUGACACAUCAGAUGAUGAAAAUAUGACACACAAAAGUCGACAAACAUCUGACACACAUAUCCGAAGUGAUGAAUUGUGGGCUUAUUUGUUGAAUGUCAAUGGCAAUACGACACCAAAUAUGACAAAAAUCGUUUCUUAUUUAUUUUCUAUUCCGUGCUCAAAUGCUUUCGUCGAAUCUAUUUUUAGCAAGAUGAAACAUUCAUGGACCGAUUAUAGAAACAAAAUGGAUGUACAGCUUAUGGCUGCAGAAUUGAAGCUUCGAACAAAUUGUGAAUAUACGUGCAGUUAUUUUCACGAUUACGUUCUCUCACAACCAGUUCUUCUUAGAAAAAUUCGAACAAACGAGAAAUAUGAAAGAAAAAAGCAACGUAUAUGUGAAAAUUGA